Molecule: messenger RNA, 2401 nt
Organism: Jatropha curcas
Lineage: Eukaryota; Viridiplantae; Streptophyta; Magnoliopsida; Malpighiales; Euphorbiaceae
Source: RefSeq, a predicted model, not a curated record
AAAAACAAAAAAAAAGGUCUUAAUGGAAUAAAGAGAAAACUAAAGGGAUUAUUUUGAUAUUUUGGUGAAUCGGUGCGCAAAAGGACAAUUGCAAAUAAGAUUUUGAUGCCAUUUCCAAUUCUGGCCAAACCAAAUGACUGUGAGCUUCGCCAAUUGCGAGCUGAUCGAGCCAGCGAUGAAACUUCUCACAAACCGAAUAUUAAAAAAAUAUAAAAUUCCAUUUUUCAAUCAUUCAAAGUUCACCAAUUUCAGGGUGUGAUUUUUCAUUCCAAAAUUCAAGUGGUUGCGUUUUGAUGUUUUGGUUGUAAAACUAUUGGACAUUACACGUGCUGGCUAAAGCUGCCCAAAUAGUAGGAUACUUAGAUUUGACAUUUCCAGAACAUGUACUGGAGUGGGGCUACAGCCACCCCAACUCGAGGUGGAUCACCCACUGAUAGUGGGGAUUCUGUUGUGACUUUGGAUCAAGUUCCACGGUGGAGUGAUGCAGAGAAUAGAUCAUCAUUUGCUUAUGACAUUGAUGAUCCUUCAUUUACCAAUUCAUAUUUUCCUGAUCCUUUAACAUCUUCUACUGAGGGAGAAAGUAGUGGCUAUGGAAUGGUAUCAAGGUUUCCUGUCAAUCAUGAAAUCAACUCAAAAAUUUAUUUAUGGAGGGGAAACCCAUGGAGUCUUGAGGUUGAUGCUGUUGUGAAUUCUACAAACGAGAACCUGGAUGAAGCACACAGCAGUCCUGGUCUGCAUGCAGCAGCUGGACCUGGCCUUGCAGAAGAGUGCGCUACACUGGGUGGAUGUCGAACAGGGAUGGCGAAAGUUACUAAUGCGUAUGGCCUCCCUGCUAGGAGAGUUAUACACACAGUCGGUCCUAAGUAUGCAGUGAAAUAUCAUACAGCUGCAGAGAAUGCUUUGAGUCACUGUUAUCGGUCUUGCCUUGAGUUUAUGAUUGAAAAUGGGCUUCAAAGCAUUGCUAUGGGCUGUAUAUAUACGGAGACCAAAAACUAUCCACGUGAACCAGCUGCACAUGUUGCAAUAAGGACAGUUCGGCGUUUUCUUGAGAAGCAAAAAGAUAAAAUCACAGCUGUUGUCUUUUGUACAGCCACAACUACUGAUACUGAAAUAUAUAAGAGAUUGCUGCCACUUUACUUUCCUCGAGACAAACAUGAGGAGGAGGUGGCAAUCUCAAAGCUUCCUGCUGAUGUUGGUGAUGAGAAUGGCGAGACAAUAAUAGAUGAACGUAAAAUCAGAAUAAAGCCUUUACCCAAGAAAACUGUUUCAAAACCACCCCAAGCUGAAGUUGACCUUCCUGUCAGUGAUGUUGGCUUGGUACGAAGAAACUCGUCGUACUUGGAUUCAUAUCUGGAUCCAGCUUUCAUGUCGUUGAUUAAGGAUCCAGAUCAGAGGCGCAAGGAGCAAUGGGAAAAAACUGCUCAAGCGCAGAGUGGAUUUAAUUGUGCUAAAAUGCUUGGAUUUGGUGAUCUUGGUGGUCCGCCAUUAUCUGUUGCUGAAGAGUACUCUCUUCACUCCAGAUACCUUGCUAAAGCAAAUUCUCUUAAUCUUUCUGAGAUUGCAGAGAUGAAAAUUGUUUAUCGUGGUGGGGUAGAUAGUGAGGGCCGUCCUGUAAUGGUUGUUGUCGGAGCACAUUUCUUGCUUCGGUGUCUUGACCUAGAGCGGUUUGUGCUUUAUGUGGUGAAGGAAUUUGAGCCGUUGAUACAAAAGCCUUACACUAUUGUAUAUUUCCAUUCAGCGGCCUCUUUACAGCUUCAACCAGAUCUGGGAUGGAUGAGAAGGUUGCAACAAAUACUUGGUCGGAAACACCAGCGGAACCUGCAUGCUAUAUAUGUUCUUCAUCCUUCUUUUCACCUGAAGGCUACGAUAUUUGCUCUGCAAUUAUUUGUUGAUAAUGUGACCUGGAAAAAAGUGGUAUAUGUUGAUCGGCUUCUACAGCUGUUCAGGCAUGUUCCUCGGGAGCAGUUGACCAUUCCAGACUUUGUUUUCCAGCAUGAUUUAGAAGUAAGUGGAGGAAAGGGUCUUAUUGUGGAUCCCAGAACAAAAUAUGUGUAUCAUCGACCAUAGGGAUUCAUAUGCAGUUCCACUUGGGUGACAACCCUAGUCCACAGAUUGUGGUUUUUCAGUUUUUUGUCCCGCAUUCGGCUCUUCGUUAAGCGGGCAGCUACUGCAUUUGGUGAUAAUAGUGUACAAAUUGUAUCUGAUUUUUCCCUUCUUUUUUUUUUUUUUUCUUUUUAUUUCAGUUGCAUUUGGUGUUAAAAUCUGUACAAAUAGUAUUUCGUUUUUCUUAUUAUUUUUUAUUUGAUUUCUUGAGAGAUAAUGCAUUGGUUUCGAAGUUGGAAAUAAUAAUGUUAGUCUGUAUUAUUUGUUGGUUCUCAAUAAUAAAAGGCAUUUUACCUUA